AUGUGUGGCAUCUUUGGAUACAUCAAUUACCUGGUAGAGAAGGACAGGAAGUACAUCCUCGAUACCCUGGUCAAUGGCCUCUCGCGACUCGAAUACCGUGGGUACGAUUCCGCGGGCCUCGCAAUCGACGGAGACAAGAAGAAUGAGGUGUUUGCAUUCAAGGAGGUCGGCAAGGUUGCCAAGUUGAAGGAGCUCAUUGAGACCGAGAAGCCAGAUCUCACCAAGGUCUUCGAUUCACACGCUGGUAUUGCCCACACGAGAUGGGCGACUCACGGUCCCCCAUCCCGCCUCAACUGCCAUCCUCACAGAUCCGAUCCCAACUGGGAGUUCUCCGUGGUGCACAAUGGUAUCAUUACCAACUACAAGGAGCUUAAGACCCUCCUGGAGUCCAAGGGAUUCAAGUUCGAGACGCAGACCGACACAGAAUGUAUUGCCAAGCUGGCCAAAUACCUCUACGACCAGCACCCGUCAGUCGGUUUCACGGACUUGGCAAAGGCCGUCAUCAAGGAGCUGCAGGGAGCUUUCGGUCUCCUGAUGAAGUCCGUUCACUACCCCCACGAAGUCAUUGCGGCACGAAAAGGCUCGCCUUUGGUUAUUGGCGUACGGACAGAGAGGAGAAUGAAGGUUGAUUUCGUCGAUGUGGAAUUCACUGAGGAUGGACCAUUACCCGCCGAGACAGCAUCCCAAAAUGUAGCCCUGAAGAAGGCCAGCGGUGAUUUGCUAACUCCUGCCACCCUUCUCGCACCCCCAGACAAGUCCCUCCUGCACCGUUCUCAGUCAAGAGCUUUCAUGACAGACGACGGAGCACCCAUGCCAACUGAGUUCUUCCUCUCGUCUGAUCCCUCCGCCAUUGUGGAGCACACAAAGAAGGUCAUGUACCUCGAGGAUGAUGAUAUUGCCCAUAUUCACGAAGGUUCCCUGAACAUCCACAGACUUACAAAAUCAGAUGGUUCCUCCAACGUUCGAACAAUCCAAACGCUUGAGCUUGAACUCCAAGAAAUCAUGAAGGGCAAGUUCGACCAUUUCAUGCAGAAGGAGAUCUUCGAGCAGCCAGAGUCCGUGGUCAACACCAUGAGAGGACGUCUCGAUGUCGAGAACAAGACCGUCACUCUUGGUGGGCUAAGAUCAUACAUAACCACCAUCCGCCGGUGUAGAAGGAUCAUAUUCAUCGCCUGCGGAACGAGUUUCCAUUCCUGCAUGGCUGUUCGUGGUGCCUUUGAGGAGUUGACCGAGAUUCCCAUCUCUGUUGAGUUAGCCUCCGAUUUCCUCGACCGACAGGCCCCAGUCUUCCGUGACGACACUUGCGUUUUCGUAUCCCAAUCCGGCGAGACGGCUGAUUCUCUCAUGGCCUUGAGAUACUGCUUGGAGCGCGGUGCGUUGACCGUGGGCAUUGUCAACGUUGUUGGUUCUUCCAUCUCUCUCCUCACCCACUGCGGUGUCCACGUCAACGCUGGUCCUGAAAUCGGUGUUGCCUCCACCAAGGCGUACACAUCGCAGUUCAUUGCAAUGAUCAUGUUCGCGCUAUCUUUGAGCGAGGACCGGGCAUCGAAGCAAAAGAGACGCGAGGAUAUCAUGGAAGGUCUAGGCAAGAUUUCAGAGCAGAUCAAGGAGGUUCUGAAGACCGACCAGCCAAUCAAGGAAUUGUGCGCCAGAACGUUCAAGGACCAGAAGAGUCUGUUGCUCUUGGGCAGAGGCAGCCAGUUCUCUACCGCUCUGGAGGGUGCCCUCAAGAUCAAGGAAAUCUCCUACCUCCAUUGCGAGGCUGUCAUGUCUGGUGAACUCAAGCACGGCGUCUUGGCUUUGGUCGACGAAAAUCUCCCUAUCAUUAUGAUUCUCACCCGUGAUAACAUCUUCCCCAAGUCCCUUAACGCCUACCAACAGGUCAUCGCUCGCAAGGGCAGACCCAUCGUCAUCUGCAACCCCAACGACCCAGAGUUCAAGGCCGGUCAAGCGGAGAAGAUCGAAAUCCCCAAGACCGUCGACUGUCUCCAAGGUCUCCUGAACGUCAUUCCCCUCCAACUGAUGGCGUACUGGCUAGCCGUCGCCGAGGGCCUCAACGUCGAUUUCCCUCGCAACUUGGCCAAGUCCGUCACCGUCGAGUAG
This is a messenger RNA of Venustampulla echinocandica, 2103 nucleotides long. RefSeq lists its product as uncharacterized. Gene Ontology annotation, molecular function: L-glutamine:D-fructose-6-phosphate transaminase (isomerizing) activity; carbohydrate derivative binding. The record is from RefSeq and is a predicted model, not a curated record. The transcript has 5 exons. The coding region runs from base 1 to 2103 and encodes 700 amino acids. Gene Ontology annotation, biological process: UDP-N-acetylglucosamine metabolic process; fructose 6-phosphate metabolic process; protein N-linked glycosylation. Lineage: Eukaryota; Fungi; Ascomycota; Leotiomycetes; Helotiales; Pleuroascaceae.